This is a messenger RNA of Ogataea haglerorum, 1338 nucleotides long. RefSeq lists its product as uncharacterized. NCBI's taxonomy places the organism in Eukaryota, Fungi, Ascomycota, Pichiomycetes, Pichiales, Pichiaceae. The transcript has a single exon. The coding region runs from base 1 to 1338 and encodes 445 amino acids. The record is from RefSeq and is a predicted model, not a curated record.
AUGGAAACCUUAGCGCCAUACAUAGAUCCUUUGAUUCAACUUUUGAAAGACACCGAACUGAACAAGGACAAAUGCAAGUCGAGCGAGUUGAUCCGGCACAUAAACAGCAUAAAUGACCAUGAGAUCAAAACUUGGUGUAUACAAUCAUUCGAAAUUCUCAAGGAUCUAGAAACAAUCGAGCUCAAUAUCUAUAAUUGGGAAUUUCAAACUCUGGAAUUCAAGCUUUCUCAGUCGUUGAUUCUUGAUGAAGAGGAUCAAAGGAAGCGUACCUUUAAUUCCAGGCUCGCUCGAAAAGUCGCCAAUAAUUGUUUGGAAUUACAUAAAAACUUGCAGCAGCUUGGAAUAGAAAUAGACGAAGUCAAUGCAGGAGCACGAUUUAUGACUCCCUUGCAGCGGAUCAGUGAUCCUGGGACAAUUUUAACCGAGUUGAUGUUGAGAGUGAUGAAAUUGAGAUCCGGCUUAAUUGACCAGGUCUCUAUUCAUUACUCGAAAGCAAAACUGGUUAACAUAGGGAUAGAUCUUGAAAAUCUUAUCUACGAAGAGGAGGACCGCAAGUAUGGCGAUAUAACGGAGGAAACAGUUAUCAACUACAAACAUUUUAUCAACAAUUUACUUCAACAAAUCAAUGACUGUAUCAGCACUGGUGACACAAUAGGGGCUAUGGAAUGUAUCUCCAUUGUUGCUGAAGUGGAGAAAAUGUUUGAGGCCAUGAAGUUAGACAGACUGUCACGUCAACGAGAAAGAUUGCUGUCAUCGCCUGAAUCUACCUCGGAUGAGCUGGGCGAAAGACCCGAUUCUCCAGCUUCCUCCUCGAUAACUAUGUCUGAGACCUUAUGCGGUGAUGAUGAAAAUCCAGAAAAGGCAGAUUAUUUGAAACGGGCCAAAACCGAGAGAUUUCGUAGCUUCCAUGCGGCACACAACUCUUCAUUGCAUAAGACUACUCUUACAGAAAAGCUUCCUUUCUUGAUGCAUGCUUUCGAAGAAGCCAGAUCCAUUGAAGAAGACAUCAGAGGUGUUAUGGAAUCUUCUGAUAUAAAAGUCACGGACAGAAAGCAAAAGGAAUUAUCUCCGCGCUCCACUGCAUUUUCAUCAAGCUCUUCCAUCGUGGAAGAACCUAGUACGAAAUUUUCGCUUUAUCGCUCGCUCAACAAUCCGUUGCUGAACGCGUUGGUGAGCCCCUCAAAGCCGGUUUAUAUUCAAGAUCUAUCGCAUCGUUUCGAAAAACAAGAGCCUAAACUUGCUCUACAUGCAAAACCUCAGCAUGGCUCUCACUCAAGAGCCGUUACUGGCGCUGAAAAAAAGAAAUUGUACUAUGACAUUGAGAAUGUCAUUGACUAG